Messenger RNA from Pterocles gutturalis (yellow-throated sandgrouse), 5164 nucleotides. RefSeq names its product epidermal growth factor receptor (gene EGFR). The coding region runs from base 70 to 3564 and encodes 1164 amino acids. Gene Ontology annotation, cellular component: basal plasma membrane; signaling receptor complex. Gene Ontology annotation, molecular function: ATP binding; epidermal growth factor binding; epidermal growth factor receptor activity. Gene Ontology annotation, biological process: positive regulation of kinase activity; protein phosphorylation; negative regulation of apoptotic process. The record is from RefSeq and is a predicted model, not a curated record. NCBI's taxonomy places the organism in Eukaryota, Metazoa, Chordata, Aves, Pterocliformes, Pteroclidae. The transcript is spliced from 27 exons.
UGUCAAGGGACAAAUAACAAGCUGACCCAACUGGGACAUGUGGAAGACCAUUUCACCAGCCUGCAGAGGAUGUACAACAACUGCGAGGUGGUGCUCAGCAACCUGGAGAUUACGUACGUGGAGCACAAUCGUGACCUCUCUUUUCUGAAGACAAUACAGGAGGUUGCAGGCUACGUGCUCAUCGCGCUUAAUAUGGUGGAUGUCAUUCCCCUAGAAAACCUCCAGAUCAUCCGAGGCAAUGUGCUGUACGACAACUCUUAUGCCCUGGCAGUUUUGUCCAAUUACCACAUGAAUAAAACCCAGGGACUCCGAGAGCUGCCCAUGAAACGGCUAUCAGAAAUUCUCAACGGAGGUGUUAAAAUCAGCAACAACCCCAAACUGUGCAACAUGGACACUGUUCUCUGGAAUGACAUCAUUGACACAAACAAGAAGCCUCUCACGGUGCUUGAAUUUGCAAGCAACCUCUCCUCUUGUCCCAAAUGCCAUCCAAACUGCACAGAAGACCACUGCUGGGGCCCUGGUGAACAGAACUGCCAGACGUUAACGAAAGUCAUCUGUGCCCAGCAGUGCUCUGGCCGGUGCAGGGGGAAGGUGCCCAGCGACUGCUGCCACAACCAGUGUGCUGCGGGGUGCACGGGCCCUCGGGAGAGCGACUGCCUGGCAUGCCGCAAGUUUCGGGAUGACGCUACGUGCAAGGAUACCUGUCCCCCAUUGGUCCUGUAUAAUCCCACCACUUAUCAGAUGGAUGUCAACCCCGAUGGAAAAUACAGCUUUGGAGCCACUUGUGUGAGGGAAUGCCCACACAACUACGUGGUGACAGACCAUGGCUCAUGCGUUCGCUCUUGCAAUACCGAUACUUAUGAAGUGGAAGAAAACGGUGUUCGGAAGUGUAAAAAGUGUGAUGGGCUAUGCAGCAAAGUGUGCAACGGCAUCGGAAUAGGUGAACUUAAAGGGAUCCUCUCCAUAAACGCCACAAACAUUGACUCCUUCAAAAACUGUACUAAGAUCAACGGGGAUGUCAGCAUUCUCCCAGUUGCAUUUCUAGGUGAUGCUUUCACAAAGACCCUACCCUUGGACCCGAAGAAGUUGGAUGUCUUCAAAACAGUCAAAGAAAUAUCAGGAUUUUUGUUGAUUCAGGCCUGGCCUGAGAAUGCUACUGAUCUCUAUGCUUUCGAAAAUCUGGAGAUUAUACGAGGCAGAACCAAGCAACAUGGCCAGUAUUCCCUUGCUGUUGUUAACUUGAAAAUACAGUCCCUGGGGCUGCGCUCCCUCAAGGAAAUAAGUGAUGGAGAUGUUGCCAUUAUGAAGAACAAGAACCUCUGCUAUGCUGAUACCAUGGACUGGCGCAGCCUGUUUGCAACUCAGAGCCAGAAAACAAAGAUUAUACAGAACAGAAAUAAAAAUGAGUGUGCUGCUGCCAGGCACGUUUGUGACCCCCUGUGCUCGGACGUGGGCUGCUGGGGCCCUGGACCCUUCCACUGCUUCUCCUGCAGGUUUUUCGAUCGCCAGAAGGAGUGUGUGAAACAGUGCAACAUCCUUCAAGGGGAGCCGAGAGAGUUUGAAAGGGACUCCAAGUGCCUUCCCUGCCACCCCGAGUGCCUGGUGCAAAACUCCACCGCCUACAAUGCGACCUGCACUGGACCUGGCCCUGACAACUGCGUGAAGUGCGCCCAUUUUAUAGACGGCCCCCACUGCGUGAAAUCCUGCCCAGCCGGGGUUCUGGGUGAGAAUGACACCCUCGUCUGGAAAUAUGCUGACCGGAAUGCUGUUUGCCAGCUCUGCCAUCCAAACUGUACCCGGGGGUGCAAAGGGCCAGGUCUUGAAGGCUGUCCAAACGGCUCCAAAAUCCCAUCUAUCGCAGCUGGCGUCGUCGGAGGUCUCCUGUGCCUGGUGGUGGUGGGCUUGGGCAUCGGCCUUUACCUGCGGAGACGCCACAUCGUCAGGAAGCGGACCCUGCGCCGGCUGCUGCAGGAGAGGGAGCUUGUUGAACCACUGACACCCAGCGGGGAGGCACCAAACCAGGCUCAUCUGAGAAUUUUAAAGGAAACAGAAUUUAAAAAGGUCAAAGUUUUAGGCUCCGGUGCUUUUGGUACUGUUUAUAAGGGACUUUGGAUCCCAGAAGGGGAGAAGGUUAAAAUUCCUGUUGCUAUUAAAGAACUGAGAGAAGCUACAUCGCCAAAAGCCAACAAGGAAAUACUUGAUGAAGCUUACGUGAUGGCUAGUGUUGACAAUCCUCAUGUGUGCCGCUUGUUGGGAAUCUGCCUCACUUCUACUGUUCAGCUCAUCACACAACUGAUGCCUUAUGGCUGCCUCCUCGAUUACAUCCGAGAGCACAAGGACAACAUCGGCUCCCAGUACCUUCUCAACUGGUGUGUGCAGAUCGCAAAGGGAAUGAACUAUUUGGAGGAGCGUCGCCUGGUGCACCGUGACCUUGCUGCCAGGAACGUCCUUGUUAAGACUCCUCAACACGUGAAAAUCACGGACUUUGGGCUGGCAAAGCUGCUGGGAGCCGACGAGAAGGAGUAUCACGCCGAGGGCGGCAAGGUUCCUAUUAAAUGGAUGGCCUUGGAGUCAAUUUUACAUCGUAUUUACACUCAUCAAAGUGAUGUCUGGAGUUACGGUGUGACAGUUUGGGAGCUAAUGACAUUUGGGUCCAAGCCGUAUGAUGGGAUCCCCGCCAGUGAAAUUUCCUCUGUCUUGGAGAAGGGCGAGCGUUUGCCCCAGCCCCCCAUCUGUACCAUCGAUGUGUACAUGAUCAUGGUCAAAUGCUGGAUGAUCGAUGCAGACAGCCGUCCCAAAUUUCGUGAACUGAUAGCGGAGUUCUCUAAGAUGGCCCGUGACCCCCCACGCUAUCUCGUCAUACAGGGAGACGAUAGGAUGCACCUGCCAAGCCCUACAGACUCCAAGUUUUACCGCACCCUGAUGGAAGAGGAGGACAUGGAAGAUAUAGUGGACGCAGAUGAGUAUCUUGUGCCACACCAGGGCUUCUUCAACAGCCCCUCAACAUCCCGCACUCCUCUCCUGAGCUCAUUGAGUGCUACUAGCAACAAUUCUGCUACAACCUGCAUUGACAGAAACGGGCAGGGGCACCCUGUGAGGGAAGACAGCUUUGUUCAGAGAUACAGCUCAGACCCAACGGGCGCUUUCUUGGAGGACAGCAUAGAUGACAGCUUCCUGCCAGCCCCAGAGUAUGUAAACCAGUUGGUGCCCAAGAAAGCAUCUGGCUCAGCAGUCCAGAAUCCAAUCUACAACAACUUCUCUCUCACGGCAAACUCAAAGGUCCCCACAGACUCCAGCUACCAGAAUUCACACAGCACAGCUGUGGACAACCCUGAGUAUCUCAACACCAACCAGUCUCCGCUGGCCAAGACGGUCUUUGAGAGCUCUCCAUACUGGAUCCAGGCGGGCAACCACCAAAUAAAUCUGGACAAUCCUGACUACCAGCAGGACUUCUUACCGAAGGAAACCAAACCUAACGGUCUCUUGAAAGUUCCCGCGGCCGAGAACCCAGAGUACUUGAGGGUAGCAGCACCAAAAAGUGAAUACAUUGAAGCCUCGGCAUGACCAUAGAGAAUUUCUUCUUGCAGCGUGGCAAGCCAGGCUCUCAGUGACCCACCUGGCUGCUGCAAGAACGGACUCUUGCUCGGAGCAAAUGGCGACCACAAUGCAUCAAUGAGCACACCUUUCCUUUUCAGCACAGGGGCUGAAACUGCGAAGCCUAUCCGAUGGUAGUUUGGGUCUUUUCUUGCCCAUUCCUAUGUAAUAACUGAAGCCCAUAGCCUGCACUUGGAUGCAUGUUGGAGCAUGCAUGAAGCGGGAGCUUCCUGGACAGAAGAAAUAUGGAUGCAUUCCUUUCAUUUUCAAAUGGUAGCAUGGUAAGAAGCCACUCUGGGAUGAACUUGAGAGCUGUACACAUUGUACAGUCCAAUUCGUUUCUACAGCCUGUAUUUUUAUAAAUGUUUCUAAAAGAAUUUUUUGGACCUUUUAUAAGAUCAGAGGCUUGUACUGCUGGUCUGUUAUGUGGUGCUCAGAUCACCAGCAAGAAGAAGAAAAAAAAAAAGUUACUAAAUACUGUUCCAAAACUCGUGGAACAGAGACAGUUAUUCCAAACCACCGAAUUUUUACAAAUUGGCUCCAUAUACUGCUUCUUGGCAUGAACAGGAGAAGUGCAUCUGAGGGAUGUAUGGAAGAUUCUGCCCAGAGCAGUAUGGAGUAGAUCACUCUGGGGAAAGCUAGCACAAGGAGCAAAAUGGCAGGACACAUCACCUACUGACCACUACUGCUAAAAACUGAUGGGAUGGACUCACCUCUAAGUCACCUGUACAUGGUUAUAAAGUGCUCGCUAGUCUGUUUGCUGAUGGUCAAACACAAGACAUUUUCUUUCCGAUCCCUUAUGCAGCUGUCGAGUUGUCAAAAUGUCUUUCUUCUUCAACAAAACUGUUAAAGAUGUUGCCAUAACUGAAAAAUGAAGUGUCAAAUAAUGUUUAACAGACUCUAAUUAAAUGUCAAGGAAAUGCAAAUGGUGGCAAAUUGGAGCAUUCACGAGACAGACUGGAAGAGCUAUCCUAAAUUAAACUUGACCAGGGCAGGAAACACAGGUAGCUCUAGCCAAGCAGUUUUAUUUCCCUUCUUAAAGGGGCUCAUAGCAGAAAUCAUUUUCCCUUAUACAUUUGGCAAAGAAAAGGGAUAGAUCAGUGUUAUGCUUUACUCCCUUCAAGGCAGAAUAUUGCCAGUUGCUGUACCACGCUGGGGCUGGUUGCCUGUCCCUUUGGGGGUUACAGAUCCUGGCAAUGCAGGAGGGGCAGUGAGAGUGAAUUAAGGAAAGGAAGAAUGAUCUAGAGUGAUGGAAAAUAUUCUCUCCCUCUUCUGAAACACAGGGCUGCCUACUGCUUUCUGUUACCAGUAUGGAACAGGCAGACAAGGCAAGGCUAAGAUUUUAGCUUGAUAGUAUAAAUCAACCACAGCAGCAAAAGCAGAUAUUCUUUCUAGGGGCCUGUGAUACAGAACUUCACAUUCUUCAAUCAUUAACAUUUCUUAAGGAUUUAGGAGGAGUAAAAUGCCUGAAGUGUGAAUUUAGUCAGUAAUUUAGAAGCAUCCCACCAGCAGCUUCGCAGUGCUAUUUUAAUCAAACCACUAGAUGAGAAAUCAAAAGCACUUUUGGUGA